Molecule: messenger RNA, 2138 nt
Organism: Eufriesea mexicana
Lineage: Eukaryota; Metazoa; Arthropoda; Insecta; Hymenoptera; Apidae
Product: probable protein phosphatase CG10417
Exons: 6
Coding region: 108-2111 (667 amino acids)
Biological process (GO): protein dephosphorylation
Molecular function (GO): cation binding; protein serine/threonine phosphatase activity
Source: RefSeq, a predicted model, not a curated record
UAGUUAACGACUGUGCGCCGCGCUUGCGAAUAGUAAUUUCACCAAGAUAUUGUGAUAUUUACGCGGACGUCAGAAAAUCAACAGAAAUAUUGCCGGUUUAAACAAAAAUGGGUACAUACUUGUCAAAACCAAUUACAAAGAAAGUGUCGAGCGACGAAGUAGGCAAGAAUGUCGCAUUCGGCGCGAGUUCCAUGCAAGGCUGGCGAAUUAGUCAAGAGGAUGCACAUAAUUGUUGUAUAGAUUUUGAUGAAAAUGUGUCAUUAUUUGCUGUAUACGAUGGUCACGGUGGUCAUGAAGUAGCAACAUACUGUGCAAGUAAUCUCCCCGAUUUUAUUAAACAGACUGAGGCAUAUAAAAAAGGAGAUAUUCGACAAGCUUUAAUGGAUGCCUUUCUAGGCUUUGAUGCUACACUUGAAAAACCUGAAAUAGUUAGUAUUCUCAAAGAACUUGCAGGAACAUCUACUUCAGAUAAAAAAAAAGAUGAAUCAAAUGAAUCUGAUGAAGAAGAAAAUGUUAAUAAUCUAUGUAUGGAGGCAACAAUGCCAUUGGAAGAAGUAAUGGCUAAAUAUCAAUCAGAAUCAAAUCCUAAUGCAAAAAAUUUUAAAAAUGAGAAAUGCAAUAAACGAGCAUCUUCAGCAAGUCCUUAUUUACGUGGUCGAAAAGGUAAAGAAAAAGCAAGCUCCUCAUCAUCUGGUGCAGGAUGUUCAUCAUCUUCGUCUUCAUGGAAUACAAAUGAAACCGAUGUGAGUAGUUCCAGCCAACCAUGUGGAUCAACUUUGUCUAGUACAAUGGAAAGAAAAGAAUCAGAAUGUACUGGAAAUAACGAAGCUGAACAAGUUCUUGAUUCAACUACAAGUAAUAGAAAUGCACAUACAUCUGCACCAGUAGAAUCAACAGCGGAUGUUGAAGCAACGAAAAGUGCAGAUAUGCCUGAUAGUUCUGAAGAUGUAAACAAAAAAGUUACUAGCCCUGGUAAAAUUACAUGUACAGAAUCAAAUGCAAAUGAAGUAGAAUUAAAUGGUGCAGAAUCAAAACGAAUUGAAGAUGCAGAUAGUAGUAAAGGUGGGGGUGAUAAUGUAUCAAGCAGUUCAUGUACCCCAGUAGAAAAUGGAGAUGCAGGACAACAAGAACGAAUAACUAGUACAGGUAGAAGAAGAAUUCAACCUGUUACUUUAUAUCAUACCCUUUUAAAAAAAGAUAAUGAGGAUUCUGAAGAUGACGAUGAUGAUGAAAAUGAUGAAACAUUUGAUGGAGUUCCAGAAAGUUUUAGUGAUGAAGAUGAUGUGGAAGAUAUUGAUGAAGAUGAAAGUGAUGAAGAUGAAGAUGAAGAAGGUGAAACUGGAGAUACUAAUAUUGAUGAUGAUGAUGAUGAUGACGAUGAUAGUGAAAGUCUUAUGAUGGAUAUAGAAGAGCCAGGUUAUGAUAGUGGAUGCACUGCAGUAGUUGCAGUUUUAAAGGGCAAUGAAUUAUAUGUAGCAAAUGCUGGAGACUCUCGUUGUGUUUUAUGUAGAGAUGGUCAAGCUAUUGAGCUUAGUUUAGAUCACAAGCCUGAAGAUGAACCAGAAAUGGAACGUAUAGUAAAAGCUGGUGGAAAAGUUACAGCUGAUGGUAGAGUGAAUGGGGGCCUUAAUUUAUCAAGGGCACUUGGGGACCAUGCUUAUAAACAGAAUGUAAAUUUACCACCACAAGAGCAAAUGAUUUCUGCACUUCCUGAUGUGAGGCAUAUCACUGUUGAACCAGAGAAAGACGAAUUUAUGGUGCUUGCUUGUGAUGGUAUUUGGAACUUCAUGUCAAGUCAAGAUGUUGUACAAUUUAUCUGUACCCGUUUAACACAAAAUUAUGAUAAAUUGUCAAAAAUAUGUGAAGAGCUAUUUGAUCACUGUCUUGCACGUGACACCUGUGGAGAUGGUACAGGAUGCGACAAUAUGACAGCAGUAAUAGUGCGGUUUCAACCAUCAGUUAAUGCUGUUACAAAUAGCACUAUUGCUGAAAUAUGUACUGCCAAAAGAUCAGUAUCGCCAUCUAUAUCCACAGAAGAAAAUAAUGAUUGUAUUGUGCAGGAAGAUGCAAUGAAAUCUUGUAAACGUCUUAAAACCGAAGCAACAAUGUGAGAGCUGUAUUAAAUGUUAUGAACUGUU